Populus nigra (black poplar) is the source of this 785-nucleotide messenger RNA. Its product is annotated as ADP-ribosylation factor 1. Gene Ontology annotation, molecular function: GTPase activity; GTP binding. Gene Ontology annotation, cellular component: Golgi apparatus; cytoplasm. Bases 188 to 736 code for a protein of 182 amino acids. NCBI's taxonomy places the organism in Eukaryota, Viridiplantae, Streptophyta, Magnoliopsida, Malpighiales, Salicaceae. Gene Ontology annotation, biological process: vesicle-mediated transport; intracellular protein transport. The transcript is spliced from 8 exons. The record is from RefSeq and is a predicted model, not a curated record.
AACACUCUCGAGUCUCGACACUUCACUGGCUUGAACAUAAGAUUCUUGGAAAUUGCUUGCUUGUUUAAACUUUAAAGUAAAGAAAGAGAGCUUCACUGGCUUGAACAAAAACCUGCGAAACUGAUCGAGUUCGUGACAUGCACUUAGAAAUUUUCGAAGUGUGAAAAACAGAAACAAAAAUAUAAAAAUGGGUCUUUUGUUUAGUAGAAUGUUCUCUUCUUUAUUUGGUAAUAAAGAAGCUCGAAUACUUGUCCUCGGCCUCGACAAUGCUGGCAAAACCACCAUUCUCUAUCGGCUUCAAAUGGGAGAGGUAGUCUCCACGAUCCCAACGAUUGGAUUCAAUGUAGAAACUGUACAGUACAACAACAUUAAGUUUCAAGUCUGGGAUUUAGGUGGACAAACAAGUAUCAGGCCAUAUUGGAGGUGUUAUUUCCCGAAUACUCAAGCUGUAAUUUAUGUGGUAGAUUCAAGUGACACGGAGAGAAUUGGAAUAGCCAAAGAAGAAUUUCAUUCAAUUUUGGAGGAGGAAGAAUUGAAAGGUGCAGUUGUCCUCAUUUUUGCAAACAAGCAGGAUCUCCCUGGUGCACUUGAUGCUGCUGCUGUGACUGAGGCAUUGGAGUUGCACAAAAUAAAAAGUCGCCAAUGGGCCAUCUUCAAAGCUUGUGCUAUGAAGGGUGAAGGCCUCUUUGAGGGCUUGGACUGGUUGAGUAACACUCUCAAAUCAGGAGGUGGCUAACUUUGUUCAAGCAAGUUCCUGAACGAGCAUAAUCUCAUGCACACGAAUG